Messenger RNA from Hyphopichia burtonii NRRL Y-1933, 2137 nucleotides. RefSeq lists its product as uncharacterized. Gene Ontology annotation, biological process: intracellular sterol transport. Gene Ontology annotation, cellular component: endoplasmic reticulum-plasma membrane contact site; plasma membrane; endoplasmic reticulum membrane. Gene Ontology annotation, molecular function: sterol transfer activity; sterol binding. The transcript has a single exon. Bases 181 to 1758 code for a protein of 525 amino acids. NCBI's taxonomy places the organism in Eukaryota, Fungi, Ascomycota, Pichiomycetes, Serinales, Debaryomycetaceae. The record is from RefSeq and is a predicted model, not a curated record.
CAAGAAGUUAUUCAGAUUGAAAAAAAAUCGACUGCAGGAUUAUUUCCUAAUGGGAUGGUUAUUCGUACUUUACAUCAUAAGUAUGUUUUUGCAACUUUUUUAUCAAGAGAUUCAUCUUUUAAUAUAAUAAUAAGUGUUUGGAAACAAGUCUUGAGUGAAGAUCCAAACCGUAUACUUAAUAUGAAGAAUUCAAGAGAACGUGGUACAAGUAAAUCUACGUAUUAUAGUUCACAUUUGAAUGAAGAAACUGACAGUGGAGUUAGUGGACGUCUGAGAGCAUUUUCAACUGGUGAUGAUAGCAGUGAAGAUAUAAAUGUAUUGGAUGAUUUUGCUGGUGAUAGUCAAGAUAGUGGCGAAGAAGAGGAUGAUGAUUUAGUCAGUGAUGAUGAUGAUGAGGACGAUGAUGAUCCAAGUUUGAGUUCAUUAAGUCUCAAAGCUGGAGCUAAUAAUGCCGAAGACCAAGGCGGCUAUUCUACCGAAGAAGGGUCACUUAAUGAUGAAGAACCAGAUAACAUAUUAGACAAUGACAAUCAAGCUAGGAAAACCAGUACUAGCAAAUCCAAAGAUAGCUCAACCCCCAGCACUAAUGGAGGAAAUGGAGAUAACUAUUUUGGAUUACCGACCAGUGGACCCUUAACCCAUUCGCCCACCGAUAUUGAAUACACCAAACAAAGCAACGAGAAUUUAAUAAUUGAAGACGUGAUAAAAGCACCCUUGGGUACGGUUUAUCAGCUAUUAUUUGGGAAUGAUCGAUCAAGGUAUAUUAAAAUAUUAACCAAUCAAGGGAAUUUUGAAAUACUGGAAAACGAUAUCACCGAAUUAAAUACCAAGACAAGAGAGCGUCAUUAUACGUACAUCAAACCAUUGAACGCACCCAUUGGACCCAAACAAACCAAAUGUCUAAUUGCAGAUAAAUUGAUUGAAUUUGAAUUGAAGAAGUAUGUAUUGGUUGAACAAAUCACCAGUACUCCCGAUGUUCCCAGCGGGAACUCAUUUCAAGUUAAAACGAAGGUAUUUUUGUAUUGGGGGGAUAAUAACCAAACCCGGAUCUAUGUUGUUACCUUGAUUGAAUGGAGCGGGAAAAGUUGGAUCAAAGGAGCCAUUGAAAAGGGAACCAUUGAUGGCCAAAAGGAUUCCAUGAGAGUGAUGGUUGAUAGCUUGAAUGAAAUGAUUGAGCUGGCGGGAUCCAAUAGACUGAAAUCCAAUGGGAAAAAGAAGAAGGGUAAAUCUUCCAAGAAGAAGAAGGUUCCUACUAAGAAACCUCGUAAACUGAGUGUUGGUGCCGAGGCGGUUAAAACAGAAAGUAUAAAUGAACAAUUGAAUAAAUUAGUCGAACUGAUUGGCAAACUAAUACCAAUUGGUAAUUUUAUUGGCGACUUAAUCAAAGGCUAUUUAAUGAUAUUUAUGAUAUUCUUAACUUAUACAUUAAUUAUUAGACGCAAAGGCCCCAACAAGAAUCAAAUUGAAAUAUUACCCCAAGAGCAGGUUUUACUGAAGAUAAGUAUCAAUAAUCACAAAUACUACAUUGUUCCCAGCAGUGAAUCAUACUUGGAUAAUCAAGAAAAACGAAUCAAGAAUGAGGUUAAAAUGUGGGAUUGGUUAAGAGACCGCAGUGAUGGUAAAAUCAACGUAGACAACAACACCGACGACGGCAAGGAAGAAGAAGAUUACCUCCAAGAGUACUCCAAGCAAGAAAUGAAGGAGAUUGUCAAAUUGACCCAGCUCAAACUCGACCAAAUCAGUCAGCAGUUCUUAUAGAAUAAAACACCCGUGCAUAUACACAUAUAUAUUAUAUAAAAGUCACCAAAUAAAACAAACCCGUGCAUACAGCGCACCCCCCAAAAUGAAAAAAAAAAUAAAAAUCACCCCAUGUAGCAGAAAAAAAAAUAAUUACGUAAUCGAUCUGACUAAAAAUGCUGGUUUGCACACACCCAUAAAAUACUCGCUAAAUAAGCUAUGACAUAAUGUACUUACCUGGUCGGACUUAAUUCUUACUUAGAUGUCAAUGAGCAUUAACUCAUUCAUACAACAUAUAUCUGGUGUUGCAGUUCAGGUGGCAUGGUGUAUGGCAUGUUGACGGUGUCAUGGUCACCGGGUCAAGUGGUGUGUCAAUAGGAGUGUUGGGGAUGAUGCGUAU